Encephalitozoon intestinalis ATCC 50506 is the source of this 1278-nucleotide messenger RNA. Its product is annotated as SUMO ubiquitin activating enzyme E1 subunit UBA2. Gene Ontology annotation, molecular function: SUMO activating enzyme activity. Gene Ontology annotation, biological process: protein sumoylation. Lineage: Eukaryota; Fungi; Microsporidia; Unikaryonidae. The transcript has a single exon. The record is from RefSeq and is a predicted model, not a curated record. Gene Ontology annotation, cellular component: SUMO activating enzyme complex; cytoplasm. Bases 1 to 1278 code for a protein of 425 amino acids.
AUGAUCCGUGGAAGAGUCUUGGUAGUGGGGUGUGGAGGAAUAGGAUGUGAAUUGCUGAAGUUGCUAGCAACAAAGAAUUUAGAGAGUAUAACAUUGAUAGACUGCGAUAACGUUGACCUUUCAAACCUUAACCGGCAGUUUUUCUUCGGUAGAAAAGACAUUGGAAAAAGUAAAGCAAUUGUAGCAGCCAAAGUUUUUAGGAAAAUGAACAAGAAAUGUAAAGUCUUUCCAAUAUGUGCAGACAUCACAGAAUUUGAUGCAAGGUUUUUUGCAGAGUAUGAGACAGUCUAUAGCUGUUUGGACAGUAUCGAAGUACGAAGUUAUGUGAAUCAAAGAUGCUUUAUCUCAAAAACACCCUUGGUUGAUGGAGGAAGCGGUGGGUUCAAGGGCCAGGCGUAUUAUUUCGACUACAACUCGGAAUGUUUUGAUUGCAUUCCAAAGAGGAUUUCAAGAGAGCAUCUGGUGUGCACGAUCCGAUCAAGGCCGACCAGUUUUGAACAUUGCAUUUCCUGGGCAAAGUACGUGUUUCUCGAAAUGAAGUUGAAGGUAGACGGUGAACAAGACUUUUAUCCAAGACAUCUGAAAGACAUUAUAGAAAAUUGCGAAGAUAUGUCGACUCCAGGCGAGUUAGAGAAGUUCAGAAGCAGUGAAGACUACAAAGAAAAAACCAAGAAAAUAGUCGAGAUUUUAGGAAGUUCGGAUCUCAUCUCGUUUGACAAAGACAAGAGAGAUGUUUUGGAAUACAUUUACAAUGUGGCAUACAUAAGAGGAAUGUGUGCAGGAAUCAAACCCUUAUCCUUUGACGAUGCAGUUACGAUAGCAGGGAAUAUAAUUCCGUCUUUGAGCACAAUAAACUCAAUAAUCGCAUCCCUGAUGAUCCUAUCUGUUAAGAAUAAGUGCAAUUAUUACUGUGUCGACAAUGGAAAUAUCAUCCGAAAGCUAGAGACAUGCGAAAGAAAUCCGGGAUGUCGUACCUGCUCCUAUCAUUGGUAUGGAGUUCUUUACGAUGGGACCUUGACUUUUAAAAGAUUGAUGGAAUGCUUUGAGACGCGCAACUUGAAGCUAAUUGCAUAUUCCGAUAAAAGAUUGUUCUUUACACCGGAUAUGGCAGAAUACCUAGACAAGGACAUCGAGUUUGAAAACAACAACAUCGCAGAGGUUGUAUGCAUGGGAAGAAGAAAAAGAAAAAUAAGGGUCUUCUUAUAUUUUCUGAGGAGAGGAGAGACAUUGUAUUUUGGGAGAAUACACAGAGUUGUAUACGGAAGACGACGAAAAUAA